Anisakis simplex (herring worm) is the source of this 210-nucleotide messenger RNA. NCBI's taxonomy places the organism in Eukaryota, Metazoa, Nematoda, Chromadorea, Rhabditida, Anisakidae. The record is from the annotation of a GenBank genome assembly.
AUGUUGAACGCAAUAAACGGUGUAGAGGUGACCACAUCGAAAGCGAAUUGUGAGUACAUUCGAAAGAUAAGUCGCGAGCAUACAGCCAGUAUGUCAGUACUGUCAACCCCGUCCACACCCCGCUCGAUACGGCACUAUCAUCGAGGCAAUGGACCGCUCCGAGGUGGUGGCCUCCAAAAAGUGUACACUCAUGCACCGGUUAGUUCUUAA